Molecule: messenger RNA, 993 nt
Organism: Purpureocillium lilacinum
Lineage: Eukaryota; Fungi; Ascomycota; Sordariomycetes; Hypocreales; Ophiocordycipitaceae
Source: RefSeq, a predicted model, not a curated record
AUGCCUCAGCAAGAGGUCGCUGACUCUUCAGCCGAAGACCGCGUCGAGGUCGAUGAGGAUGAAGUGGACUCGACCUAUGGCGAUGAGGUCUCAUCCUCCAGCACGUCGUUGCGCAGCAGCAUCAUGAAGUACGAAUGGAAGAAUGGACGACGAUACCACAGCUAUCGGUCUGGGACGUACAACUUUCCCAACGAUGAUCGAGAGCAGGACCGACUGGAUAUGGUUCACCAUGUUUACUACCGGGCGCUCAACGAUCGCCUAUUUCUCGCGCCAGUUGAACCGAAUGGGCUUCGCAUUCUCGACAUAGGCACAGGAACAGGUCUGUGGCCGAUCGACCUUGCGGACUUAUAUCCUGGCGCCACUAUUGUCGGCAACGACCUCAGUCCGAUUCAGCCGCCGUUGGUGCCUCCAAACGUCAAGUUCUUUGUCGACGAUGUCGAGCUGGAUUGGGUCGAAUCCAUAAAAUACGACUACAUCCACUGUCGGUACAUGGCGGGAUCGAUCAAAGACUGGCCACGUUUGAUCCGUCAUAUUUACGAGAACCUCAAGCCGGGAGGGUGGAUAGAGCUUCAGGAAACCGCUAACACGCUCUAUUCGGAGGAUGAUUCCCUCAAACCGGACAACCCUCUGGUGCAUCUGAUGGACCUGCUUAUCGAGGCUUGCAGCCGAAUUGGACGGACACUUGACCCAGCGCCGUCUUUUAAGGACUGGGUUAGUGAAGCGGGAUUCACUAAUGUCGAAGAACAGCGCUUCAAAUUACCCGUCGGUAGCUGGCCAAAAGACCCUCGGCUAAAGGAAAUUGGCGCCUUUCUUGCGGUCAACUUUUAUGAGGGCGUCGACGCAUUCACCGCAGUAUUGUUCAGGGAUAUCCUAGGCUGGUCGCAAGAGGAGGUGGAGGUGUUCAAUGCCCUUGUGCGGGCAGCAGCAAAGCGCAAACAUGUUCAUCCUAUUUUCGACUUUGUUGUGGUUACAGGCGUAAAACCGGGGGCUUAA